Molecule: messenger RNA, 6561 nt
Organism: Periophthalmus magnuspinnatus
Lineage: Eukaryota; Metazoa; Chordata; Actinopteri; Gobiiformes; Gobiidae
Gene: setd5
Product: SET domain containing 5
Exons: 25
Coding region: 563-4375 (1270 amino acids)
Molecular function (GO): protein binding
Source: RefSeq, a predicted model, not a curated record
GUAUCACGUAACCAACGAGCCCCUUCUCGGUCGCAUGGGAAACCCCGCGUACAGGUUGUGUGUCAUUUUCGCAGGGACUGGAGCUCGAGCCCGGUGAGGAGGGGGAUGGGCGCUUCUGCAAACGGAUCUACUGGACAGACUUAAUGGAUGACCAUUACUUUGCGUGGAUAUUGAAUUUAACUUUACGCCAAUGCGUGGAAACAGUGAGAAGUUUGUUUGUGAUCCAGAGAGAGGGAGCUACUUUUAACGGCAGACAUACGGGAGACUCCGAGGCCUUGUCACAGGCCUAGUGGUCUGCUUCAUGUUGGGAUAUCACAAAGGCUUUCCAUUGUACUGGAUUUUUCCUCACAUACAAGAUUUUGGAAUGUCUCUUUAGGUCCCCAAUGCCGGUGGGCCGUGGCGUGCGGCUCGGUGGCACCCACCCUUGGCGUGCUCUGUGGCUGUAGCUGGAACCCUGUGAUUCUUAACCUUUUUCCCUCCCCCCUGCCCUUAGUCUACCCCCCCUUCCCCACCCCUUCCUCCCCCCUCAUCCCCCUCCCAGAGCGUCGCUGUGCUGGACGUCAUGAGCAUAGUAAUCGCUCUGGGAGUCACUACGCCUGAAACGUCAUACUCAGACAUGGCCGCUGGAUCUGACCCUGAAUCCGUAGAAGCAAGUCCUGCAGUGAAUGAGAAGAACUACAACCAUAGCUGUGGGAGUGCACAAAGUCAUGGGUAUCGCGGUCUACCGUAUGCUAUGCAGCAGUCUUCCGUUGUGUGUUGCCAAGAUCACAACUAUGGUGCGCCUCCGCCCCCCACGCCACCUGCUUCCCCACUGUCCCAAACAAUCAUUCCCCGCAUGGAGCUCAACGGUGUGGUUAGAGCUUCUCGCUAUAACAAAUCUGCUGAGGACAACUCCGCAGACAGUGACAGCUCCUCUGAGGAUGAGCUGCCCAACUCAAGCUGGUGUCAAUGUAGUCUGACAGCAGACAGUAUCCUCAUCAAGUGUGACCACUGCAGGGACCUUGACAGCUGUAAAAGAGCAAAGGGUCACAGAAAUCCCGAAAAUGUCUCUGCCGGAGAAAGCAGUGCUACUGAAAGUGGUGACGAAGAGGUAUCCCCUUCAACUGUGUCCUAUACAGCCACUCAGCAUACGCCCACCAGCAUUAAACUCACGGUCAACAGAGUCAAACGAAGUAAAUCCAAAAAGAGGAAGAAAAGCACAGAGAAGACUCGUGGUGUGGCCAAAGCCAAGAAGGUCAAGGCUUUCAGAGAGGGUUCCAGAAAAUCUAUGCGAAUGAAGAACUCAACAACAGAUGCUAGUGUGCUGGAUGAAAACACUUCUGAGGGGUGGGAGAGCAAAAUCCGCAAGUGGACGGACCAAUAUGAAGAAGCUCUGGCCAAUCAGUACAGCGCAGAUGUGCAGUCCCUCCUUCAGCACCACACUGGCAGCUCUAGGGACUCUCAGUCCCCCUCCUCAUCACAGACAAGUCCAGCAGAAUUCAUAGAUACUAUAAACCGGACUGCGCUUUCCUGUAACAACACAGUCCUUGGCUCACAAAUGCAGCUGCAGUUGGGUCGUGUAACUCGCGUGCAGAAACACAGGAAGAUUUUACGAGCGGCCAAGACUUUGGAGCCUGAUACUCUCAUUAUUGAGUACCGGGGAAAAGUCAUGCUCAAACAGCAGUUUGAAGUUAAUGGACACUUCUUCAAAAAACCCUAUCCGUUUGUACUUUUCUACUCAAAGUACAAUGAUGUAGAGAUGUGUGUUGAUGCACGAACAUUUGGGAAUGAUGCCAGAUUUAUCAGGAGGUCUUGCACACCGAAUGCUGAAGUCCGACAUAUGAUUGCUGAGGGGAUGAUUCACCUGUGCAUCUACGCUGUUAGUCAAAUCACUAAGGAUUCUGAGGUCACCAUUGGGUUCGACUUCGAGUUUAGUAGUUGUAAUUACAAAGUGGACUGCGCUUGCCAUAAGGGGAAUGAGAACUGCCCAGUACAGAAACACAACUUGAACCCCACAGAUAACUUGGUGAGUCCUCCAUCAAUUUUACCCCCCACGCCUCUGAUCGGAGCAGAGACAAGGAGAAGAAAGGCCCGAAGGAAAGAGCAAGAGGGCUCAGGUGGUGAUAUUAACCAGUCCCUAGACCAGCACUCGGAGGCCAAAGACGCACAAGGAGCCAGUGAUACUGAGGAGAAACCAUUUGAAGAACUGAAGGCUGAAGAGAAAGACAACGAGCUGUUUGAAAACGGAGUACCUGGCUCUAGUAAUAAAACGCUGAACAUUGCAGAUAGACGACGGAGGAAAACGGGAUUUGCCGAAUUGAAAGAGGAGUGUGUAGAAGCUGACUCUCGGAGUGUCACUGCAGGAAAUCCAACAACUCCUGCCACUGGAGUUGGAAUGAGCACGCGGCGCACCACCUAUGUCACUGACCCAACUCCAGCUGAUGAGAAGACUCCUCACAGCCUGCCAGCCCCAGCUGUUGCAGCUAAACCUACACGACCUACAAAGCCCAGGCCCAAAAGUCGAAUUUCUCGUUAUCGCUCCAGUUCAUCCCAACGUGCACGUCGCCAGCGCCAGGCUCUGGCUCAGGCUCAGCAGGCAGCAGCUGCAGUCGCAGCAUCUGGUGCAUUGGCUGAUCAGGGUGCUGCUCUAGAAGAAGAGGCAUCCCAGGGCCCCUAUGGUGCUGAACAGGGGGAAGGGGUCCUAGGUUCAGUGGGCCUCUUUGAUGGAGAUGGCCAAGGUCCAAAUUGUAUCCACAGAGGAAACUUUCGCUACCCUAAGACCAAGAAGUACUUGGUUACUGAGUGGUUAAAUGACAAAGUGCCUGGAGGUGAGAAGGUACCCCAGGAGUUGCCAGUGGAGCGGCCUUUGAGGAUAACAACCGACCCCACAGUUCUGGCCACCACUUUGAAUAUGCUGCCUGGCCUGUCUCACACAUCCAUGAUCUGUACCACUCCUCGACACUACAUCCGCUUCGGCUCACCCUUUAACCCUGAGAGACGCAGACCCCGCCCACUCCAGAUGGAUGGAACUUAUGGCUGUUACAAGAAGAGGUGGAUAAAGCAGAUGGAAGAUGAGAGCUGCUCUGUCAGUGUUGAAGAUGGAACAGAAUCCACCUUGUCUCAGAAAAGUACGAGCAGCAGGUCAACACCCAACCCACUGUCCACUGAGGUCAAUGCACCAAUUAAAAAGCGCAGGUCCAAGUAUCUGACUGAAUCAACACCAGCAACAACUUCGGAGCAUUUACUCCGGCCCUUGUCACCCAUCACCCCCCCUCCUCCAGAGGAUCCCCCUCAUCUUUUGCUUCACACACCUGGUUUGCUAUCCAACGGCCUUCCCUACUCCCCCAUGCCCUCACUGCCGACCAGCCGCUGCAACACACCACUGCAGUUCGAGAACAUAUCAUCACCGGAGGCAUCUCCAGUCCACAGGCCAGAGUCCAUAUCACCUGAGCCCUGUGUGCAAGCAGAUUAUGACAUUUCUCGACCGCAGUUUUUAGAAGUGUCCCUCUCCUCUAGCCUGGAGAGCCCAGCUGCUAUGAUGUCCGACGAAUACUCCCUUCCUGGAGGUGCUGCAGGCCCUGAUUCUCAAGCAGUUGGAACUAAUUCAAUGAACCAAGUAUCUUGUCUGUCAUCGGACCUAAGCAGGGAGCAAACUUUCAAGACAGAAUUUAAUCUCAUUUAUACCUGCUCACCUCUCAAUGCAAACCUGGGAAAUACCGUGCCCACGGAACAGCGGCUCCCUAAAAGAGAAUGCUUUUCCCCUGUAGAGUCUCUCCAUAGCUCCUUAAGUGGGCAUGGUCUCAUGGGGGACCAUGGGUCAAUGUCUCCGUAUGGGGACACUCUUUAUGGGGGAAUGUACCCAGACAGUGGCACGCCACCUCACAUGAGCAACCCGCCUCAAAAAAAGAAGAGGGCCAAGCAGUCACCCAUUAGUCUGGUGACAGGGAAGACACAUUACCAGACUAUAGCUGUAAGAAGUGAAUACAAGACAGUACAAAAUAUGGUAUCUUUGCUGGAGUACCGGAAAAGGAAGCAGAGCUGUGGUCGCGACUCCGAGUCCCUAAGUGCCACACACACGCCCCCUGGCAGCCAUUACAGCCAGGACACUCAUCAUAGUCACCGGCUCCAGCUUCGGGCCUCCCCUCACCCUUAUCCAUCAUCUGCUCAGCCUUACUCCAGUCCCCGCACAGAGGCAGUCAGUCCCUCAGAAUCACAGGCCCCGGCAUCAUCCCGACACCAGGACAACCAGUGGAUGGUUCCUACUAGUGUUGAACGACUAAGGGAAGGGCAGGGCGUUCUAGAGCGAGUGCUGAGAAGCAUCAAGACUGAGCGCACCUACAAGCACGGUGAUGGUUCAACUGACAAAGAAUGUGUCUACAGAGAGCCAGCGGACUGACAGCCUGUCAUUCCCUCAGCAGACCCUCCCAGUCUCCAUUCCAAGGUUUCUUCAGUCCCUCGGCAGGCUCGCACUUGUGUCUGGGCCAUUCCUUGGGCCACCCUCUUGACCAUUCUGUGACUUCCUCAACUCCCUCCUUCGAGCGCUCUACACCAGCAGACUGACACAUGGCCGGCCACAGGAUCUGGGCUGGGUGCUGGGUGAAGCAUGCCCCAAACCACACACUACCCACCAGGGAUGAGCCAGUGUACAGGCUCGGGAUUACUGACACCGUGUGGAAGAGUGAGGAUGUGCACUAGAGUCAGAGGUGCUGUGAAAAAGUCACUAAAGAGCAGUGCAUUCAGGUUGUUUUGGGACUUUGAGGACAAUAGAUGUACAGACCAUAAAGGAACAAGGACUUGUGGAUUAAUUUUAGUUUUUUUUCUUUGUUUCCUUUGCAUUGUGGGAUAUUGUUAUGAUACGUUGCCCAAAGAUCAUAGACACUUUAUGGAAAUGGACGACCCCCCCACUUUCUAAAGUGCCAGGCUCGCGUGAGGUUCACAAAACAUCCAUAUACAGCAGUAUCAGUUGGGACAAAUGAGUGGGUCUUUUUUUUAUGUUUGACAAAAGUCAACAAUGUGUUCGUAAAGACAGCCCUCAAUCCAAAAAAAAGGAAUGGAAAGUGCAGAUAAAUGAGUGCUAUUAAAGUCUACUUUGGCUUGUAAUUCAUAAUGAGCAUCCAAAUAAACAUCUGUUUAUUGUAUUGGUUCAUUUAUCAAAAAAUAUUUUCAAGAAACCACACAAAUGAAGGGUUAUUACAAUUUAGACUCGUCAGCAAUAAUCAUUUUUCAGGCCAGUUAGACAAUGAAGACUUUGUUUAUGGUAGAGGUUUUUGUUUUCUAAGAACUGCUUCAGACUAGCCAACAUUCUAUCUGUUGCCUUGUACUGCAUCAGCCCACGGUGUAUGCCUUUAUAAUUUGGACUUAAAAAAGAGAGCCCUGGGGUAUACAGACCUCAGCUCAUGCCUAACCUCUUAACCCUUAUGGCGAACUGAAAGCAAAAGCUGGUAUGCAGCUAUGAAUGUAUAUUUUAAGUGUAUAGUACUUCAACUUGGUUUUACUGCACUGGGGUUAUUUGGUUUUUUAGUUAUGGUGGAAUCAUCCAUUAUUUUUACAGCCCACUCUUUUUUUCAUUACCAUUCCAUUAUAAAGACUUCGAGUAAACCCAUGUAUAGCCAUUGGUCAAUAAUCGCAUUCAUCUUGACUUCCACCACUUAAACUUUUUUUAUUUAAAUGACUGUAUGUCACUGACAUCUACCAGUGUAUUUGAUGCAGUACAUGCUCUUGGGGUUUAAGGUGCUGCAUUUUACAGUGAAAUAAAAGCCAGUUCUGCAUUUAGAGCUGAUCGAGCCACUAUAUUAGUUGAAAUCUGUUUUUAUUUUGUUCAUAUUGAGCAGAGUUUCCUGUGAUUGUGUUUAGAGAAAUAACCAAAUAGGCAUUUUAUUCACAUGUUGGGUUUGAUCUGUUCAACAGUACUACUUCCCCACCCUCCACCCUGCCAUUUCUGACCAAUCCUUGCAUUCCAUGUGAUACCGAGGGAUCUCUGAAGGAGUACUUGGAUAAUUGUUAAAAGUUUAUAACUACUGCUGCUAAGUUCUUUUAGAAGAGCUACUUCUCCUUGGAAGUAUGGUGUAUUUCUUUGUUGCAAUCCUUCUAAUUGAAGAGGCGGCUUUGCUAAUGCAGUGGUGGGACCUUUAGCUGGCCUGAAUGCCAGCACAACACUGGGCCGAGCAGCUCUACUUCGGUUUCCCCUGCUACAACUUCAACACAAGGAAUGUUUGACCCAAACAAAGAAAGUGUUUGUGGCUCAAAAUUACCAGCACCUUAAAACAAGAGAUUCAACCUUACAACACAAAGACAUUAUGUAUGACUAUAUGACCUGUGUAUAGAAAGAUAUGUGAUAUAUAGACUUGUAUUGAAGAUAUAGUACACAUGAUUUCUGUUUUCUGGUCUUUCUGACGAUUGGACGUUAAAUCAUUGGGUCUGUUCCUUGGUUCCUCUCAGAUGCUGCAUUCUUUUUGUACAUUUCUGUUGGUUUUGUUAAUUUUCUCACAGAUCAUAGUAGUAACUAAUUCAAUUGUUGCCCUCCAAAAGAUUUAAGAAGAGUUGUAUUGCAUUUUGAUAAUAAAAUAAUCAUGAUGAUGAUAA